AAGCGUGGAGUGCGGAACUAUAAUACUAUGUUUGUGUGUGGGGGUCGGAACUCGCGGUGUGACGGACCCAUGCCUCAUUUUGUUUAAACGUGAGAUCAUUCUGAUAUAUUACCUUUAGAAAAAGCCAAAAAGUUUACAGCACAUUACUGGACACUUCCAUAAUUGUAUCUGUUGAAACGAAGUCUUAUCUGUUGAGUUGUGAGAGAUGGGGCGACUGAGAAAGAGGCACAACUGGAAGGGACGACAGCAGGACAAGACACAGCCACCCCCGCAGGUCAAGGAGGAGGGGAAGACCGUUGUAGUGGAACUCAAAGAUGGUGCCAACCUAAAGGGGUUGGAUGAGAGCAACGCCCUGGUCCUACCAGCCACCAAAACCAAGAAGAAGAAAAGCAUUGAGAAGGCCGUUCCUAAUAAACGUCCCUUGACUAAGAAACAGAGGAAAAAUCUGCUGAAAGUCCUGGAGGUCAAAGAGAAGAAAGCCAAGAGAGUAGACAUCCUGUCCAAACUGGCUGAAGUGCAGCUUCCUGACUCUGAACUGAAGCUGCUUUACACCACCUCCAAACUGGGCACAGGAGACAAGCAGUACCAGAACAAACAGACUCCUGAUGAGGUUGAUGAUGAAGCCUCAGGACCCAGGAUCAGCAGCCUGAGUGGAGCCAACAGGAAGAGGAAACGAAGAAAACAUCAGGAGGAGGAGGAGGCGGCGGCGGAGGAGGAGGAGGAGAGUAGUGGAUUAGACUCAUCGUCUGAUGAAGAGUUGGAUGAUGGAGGGGUUGAGGCCACUGAUGUCUUCGAAUCCAAAGAGCCGGCCUCCUCCUGUCAGGUGGUAGAAGUGAAGGAAGUAAAAAAGGAAGAGAAAAAGGAGGCGAGGAAGGAGUCAGGUCCGGCCCCCAGUAAACAGCCAUCUCAGCCAGCAGUCUUCAUCCAUGUGGACCGACUGCCAGAGAUGCAGGAGGCCCGUUUGAGACUGCCAGUGUUGGCUGAGGAGCAGGUGAUCAUGGAAGCGGUGAAAGAGAACAGCUUUGUGGUUCUGUGUGGGGAGACUGGAAGCGGUAAAACCACCCAGGUACCACAGUUCCUGUAUGAGGCUGGAUAUGCCAGUGGUAGUGGCAUCAUUGGUGUGACAGAGCCUAGGAGAGUGGCAGCUGUUAGUAUGUCCCACAGAGUGGCCAAAGAGAUGAACUUGUCCACCAGUCUAGUGUCAUACCAGAUUCGCUAUGAGGGGAACGUGACCGCUGACACCAAGAUUAAGUUCAUGACGGAUGGAGUCCUACUGAAGGAGAUUCAGAAGGACUUCCUGCUCCAGAGGUACAGUGUGAUCAUCAUAGACGAGGCCCAUGAGAGGAGUGUGUACACAGACAUCCUCAUAGGCCUGCUGUCACGCAUCGUACCGCUCCGAAACAAAAAAGGCCUCCCCAUGAAGCUGAUAGUGAUGUCAGCCACUCUGCGGGUGGAGGACUUCACAGAAAACCGGAAGCUGUUUCCCGUUCCUCCGCCUGUCAUCAAGGUGGAGGCCCGUCAGUUCCCUGUCAGUGUCCACUUCAACAAGCGCACUCCUCUAGAAGACUACAGCGGGGAGGUGUUCCACAAGACCUGUAAGAUCCACCGCAUGUUGCCCCCGGGGGGGAUACUGGUGUUCCUGACGGGCCAGGCCGAGGUCCACUCCGUCUGUAGGAGGCUGAGGAGGGCCUUCCCUUUCAGGAGGGGCCGCACGGCUACUGGUGAGGUAGCGGAGGCGCCAACAGACACUGCCGAAGAGAUGAGGAGGUUUAAGAAAGUCAAACUGAAGAAGACCGUGUCUCUGCCCCGGAUUGACCUGGAUAACUACUCAGCUUUGCCUGUGGAUGAGGGGGAUGAGGACCGUCAGGCUGGGAUCGACGAGGAGGAGGGGUCUGACUUGGAACUAGGAGACCCCCCUGCAGACGACGAGGAGAAGGCAGACCCAUCCCUCCCUCUCUAUGUCCUCCCCCUCUACUCUCUCCUGUCUCCAGAGCAACAGGCCAAGGUGUUCCGGCCCCCUCCCCCUGGUACCCGCCUGUGUGUUGUAGCCACCAAUGUAGCAGAAACCUCGCUCACCAUCCCAGGGAUAAAGUAUGUGGUCGACUGUGGGCGGGUCAAAAAGCGCUUCUAUGACCGCGUUACAGGAGUUUCCUCUUUCAAGGUCACCUGGACCUCACAGGCUUCAGCCAAUCAGAGGGCUGGGAGGGCGGGCCGUACCGAACCCGGACAUUGCUAUAGGUUGUACUCGUCAGCUGUGUUUGGAGAUUUCAGUCUGUUCUCGGAAGCAGAGAUCACCCGCAGGCCAGUUGAGGACUUGGUACUGCAGAUGAAGGACCUCAAUAUAGAUAAGGUGGUGAACUUCCCGUUCCCCACCCCUCCCUCUACUGAGGCGCUGGUGGCAGCAGAACAGUUACUAGUUUCCCUGGGAGCACUGGAGGAGCCACCACGCAGUGGACAGGUAAAGGAGAUGGAACGAGCACGCCUGAGUUGUCCCAUCAGCCCUCUGGGUAGGGCGAUGGCGUCGUUUCCUGUGGCGCCCCGCUACGCUAAGAUGCUAGCGCUAGGGAAGCAGCAGGACUGUCUGCCCUACGUAAUCGCUGUAGUGGCAGCCAUGACGGUCCGGGAGAUUUUUGAAGAUCUGGACAGACCUGCUGCUACUGAGGAUGAAAGCUCCACGCUGGCCCAGCGUCGAGCUCGGCUAACACAGAUGAGGAGGCUGUGGGCUGGGCAGGGCGCUUCUCUACUGCUGGGCGACCUCAUGGUGCUGCUGGGGGCUGUGGGUGCCUGUGAGUUUGCUGGCUGCACUCCGAAGUUCUGUGAAGAGAAUGGACUGAGGUACAAAGCCAUGCUGGAGAUCAGGCGACUCAGAGGACAGCUUACCAAUGCAGUGAACUCAGUGUGUCCAGAGGUGGGUGUGUUUGUGGAUAGCAAGAUGGCUCCGCCCACUGAGAGCCAGGUGGUGUGUUUGCGUCAGAUAGUGCUGGCGGGACUAGGAGACCACCUGGCCAGACGGGUACAGCAAGAGGAACUCCUAGAUCCAAAAUGGAGGAACGGAUACAAGACCCCACUCCUGGAUGAGCCUGUCUACAUCCACCCCUCGUCAGCCCUGUUUAAAACCCUGCCUCCAUUUGUGGUUUAUCAAGAGGUCUUGGAGACCACCAAGAUGUACAUGAAAGGCGUGUCAGCGGUAGAACCAGAGUGGGUUCCCCAAAUUCUCACCCGGUACUGUCAUUUUGGAUCCCCGUUGGAGGUUCCGUCACCUUGGUUCUGUCCCUCGACGGGCAGGAUCAAAUGUCACUGCACCAGCACCUUCUUCCGAUGUGGAUGGCAGCUUCCUGCUGUUGAGAUGGAUUACCCAGAGGGCCUGGAGUGCUACAAACAGUUUGCCAGGUUUCUGCUGGAAGGACAGGUGUGUCCUAAACUGAAGCAGCACAGUGGUUAUCUUCUCUCCAACCCUACGAUCAUGACGAAGACCUGGGCAAAGCUCCAGCCCAGGACAGAAGCUCUGCUGGGGACCCUGGUAUCAGAGAGGGUGGACUGCCGAGACUUGCUGCUGUCAGCCUGGAAGAAAAACAACAAAUUCCUCUUAUCUGCAUACUGCCAAUGGAUCCCUGAAGCCAAACACCAGGAUGUGGCCAAGAGCUGGCCUCCCAUCUGAAGCCAGCUCUGCUCCUUGGCAAGCACCCACAUGUGAACCAGCCAUACCACCACAGGGCCCUCAACAAGGCCAAAACAGGAAGCUGAACUCUGCCAGCCACUAGAAACUGGCUCUUUAGGUGUUUUUUUGUUGUCAAGAAGCGCAAGGGCCAGUCCUUCCCUCUGGCCAGGUGUUCUUUUCUGGUUGUGUUGUGGAAGAGUUUUGAAACCGUUGUCUAUGCUGGUGUUAUUCAGGAUGUGGCGAUUGUACUCGGGUUUGUACAUCUUAUAUCCUUUUUUCUCUACAUCUUUUUUACUUGUCUUUGUAAGGCUCACAAUAAAGUGUUUUAAUGUGACAUUUA
Molecule: messenger RNA, 3998 nt
Organism: Esox lucius (northern pike)
Lineage: Eukaryota; Metazoa; Chordata; Actinopteri; Esociformes; Esocidae
Gene: dhx37
Product: DEAH (Asp-Glu-Ala-His) box polypeptide 37
Exons: 26
Coding region: 206-3658 (1150 amino acids)
Biological process (GO): maturation of SSU-rRNA from tricistronic rRNA transcript (SSU-rRNA, 5.8S rRNA, LSU-rRNA)
Cellular component (GO): intracellular anatomical structure; nucleolus
Molecular function (GO): RNA binding; ATP binding
Source: RefSeq, a predicted model, not a curated record